Molecule: messenger RNA, 2085 nt
Organism: Marchantia polymorpha subsp. ruderalis
Lineage: Eukaryota; Viridiplantae; Streptophyta; Marchantiopsida; Marchantiales; Marchantiaceae
Source: the annotation of a GenBank genome assembly
GCGAGCUUACUUCAAACCAGAGAUCGUCACGUCACUCCCAGAACCGAGACUCCCGGGUGUAAUUUGCUGACUGGGUGGCGAGUCUGGCGAUGCUGAAGGCGCCAAUUCUGAUUGGGGAUACCAUUUCUUGCGCUCAAAGACACCUCUGCCACCUCCCCCGCCACCGCUAUCUCCAGCAAAUCCCAGAGCCGACGCGCAAAAUACGAAGUGUGAUUGGAGACCGAGCUGAGUGUCAAUUGUGGGUAUGGCAAAUUCAAUGUGUCUAGUUUUGACGUAAGGGAGGAGACAGGGCAUCAGAAUCUGGAAGUGUCGUGGGACAUUCGACGAAAAAGGAGGGAAGGAAGAAAGAAAGCGUAACGUUGUUGAGCAAAUCUAUUAACGGGUCGGAUCGGAUCAUCUGAAAGCGUGUUGUGUCCUUUUGGUUUAAAUCCAGGGGCCGUUUGGUACAAACUAGCGGGAGAGAGUAGUAGAGAAGCCUCGCUUUGCUGAUUGCUUAUCAAACGGAGGAUUUGGUUUGAGGAUUGUGUCGAGAAGGUGUUGUUUGCGGGGAUUUUUCUCCUGCGGCGUGGGUUGCUAGCCCAGCAGCGACAAAGGUAGGUUUGUUGCUGCGUGCUAGCAGCUACUGCCGAGGGGGCUUGCAUUGUCGCGCGAGCGGAAGUUCGAAUCGGUACUCAGGGGCGAGGAGGAAUGGGCGUUUUGUCGAACAGAGUUCUGAAGGAGGACCUCUUGCCUGGAGACCAUAUCUACUCCUGGCGAUCGGCCUAUACUUAUGCGCAUCAUGGAAUCUACUGCGGAGGGAAUAAAGUCGUACAUUUUACGAGGGGACGGAAUGAGGAGUUAGGAACUGGAAAUCAGUAUCUCGAUGUUUUCCUUGCAAGCUCAAGGCCUGACUCAGCUACACACAGUUGCACGGAAUGCGGUAUGCACGGAGAGAGCAAUGGUGUUGUUGAGUCCUGUCUGACUUGUUUCUUGGCCGGUUGUCCUUUGUAUCGGUUUGAGUAUGGGGAGAAAACAAUAACUUUCUUGGCGAAAGCGCGGGGAGGAACUUGCACGCUGGCUGAGACUGACCCAGCCGAAGUUGUCCUUCACCGUGCGGAGUACUUACUAAACAAUGGCUUCGGAUGUUAUCAUAUCUUUCAUAACAACUGUGAGGAUUUUGCCAUCUAUUGCAAGACGGGCCUUCUGGUAGUCGAAAAGAAUCUCAUUGGGCGUAGUGGUCAAGCUGCGUCGGUAUUUGGUGCUCCUUUCGCUGCGGUGAUUUCGUCCCCUUUGAGGUUCAUGAUGGCAAACCCCUGGGGCGCAGCUGCGGUAUCAGCAGGAGUGUACUUCUUUUGUAGAUAUGCAACUGAUAUCGGUAUUAGGAAAGAUGUAGCGAAAGUUGCUGUGGAAGAUUUGGCGGUUAAUCUGGGUUGGUCUCAGGUGGCUGCUUUGGGAGCUCUGGACGCAGCUCGUACUGGAAGUGUCUCUGUCCAAGGUUUACCAGGCCCAUGCUUGCUAGCAAUUGAAGCUGCAGUACCCACGCAUGCACAGGUGGCAGACGUCGCUGAUUCUAAGGAGUUACUCGAAGUCGACCAUUGCAAAAACUCUUGAGACGGUCCCAGUGAUUACAGUAAACGCCACCUUUUCUCUUCGAAGUAGUAAAGAGCUGUUUUGGGCACUCGUAGCACUUCCAAUAUAGCUGACCGUUUGCAGAUUUUGAGGAAGCGUUGGGAAGAAAUUCGGAGCUAAAAUGUAGUGCUAUGACGAAUAUUUAAAGCCCAAUAUUUUUAUUUGCAAAUUUUUUUUACACUUCACAUUUUUGCGCUUUACGUUUAGCUGAUUUUUUAGACUCACGUAAUUCUAGCAGCAACUUUGUCGACGAGUGAGGGAAUGUGCUUUAGCUUUUGUACAUAUACAUAUAUAUAUUGGGGUAUGGAUAUGCCGUCCACAUCUUAAUUUAGAAUUACACAUUUACCAGCAUAUUCCUUCUACAUUGUAAAGCCCGCUUUUUAACGGGCUAAGAUUAUAGUCGCAACUCAAUUUUGUAGGGAUGUAUUUUUCUCACAUGUUCGUUCAUUCCGUAAUGGUGAACCGUCGUUCAUUAUU